Molecule: messenger RNA, 1500 nt
Organism: Heterocephalus glaber (naked mole-rat)
Lineage: Eukaryota; Metazoa; Chordata; Mammalia; Rodentia; Bathyergidae
Source: RefSeq, a predicted model, not a curated record
GCCCGCAAGUCCCGGCCGGCUGCGGCGGAGCUCGCGGAACCGGCUCUGCGGAAGGCGGCGGCCGGCGCCGGGACGGUCACAUCGCGCUGCGGGGCCAACCAGGCAGCCGCACUGCCCUCCGCACUGGGGACCGAGGCCAGCGGCCAGGCCGCCCCGGCGACGCCCCCUACUCGGGGCCGGACGCCUGCGCUCGGGGCCCCCGCAGACCCGCCGCCCGCGCGCACCCCGCUCUGCCCCCGGCCCGCGCCGCCCGCCUCGCCGGCCCGCGCCGGGAUGGGGUAGGGACAGCGCCUCCGAGCCGGGCAAUGGGCCGCCCUCUGGGCGCCGAGCAGACCCCGAGGCCUGACCGGCCCGAAGACCGGCGGAGGAGCUCCGCCUGGAUGUCAAGCGCAUGCCCCAGUGUCCCCCAGCGGACUCUGUGGGACCAUGGCUUCGCUGAUGCCCCUCUCCUCAUAUCUGAGCCCCACGGGCUUCGUGAGAGCAGCAACAGAAUGGCCCCAGGCAGGGGCAGCGUGUGAUCCGGGAGUGAACACCACCACCAGGGCCUGUGCACUCUGGGGCCUGGCUGAGGACAGCGACUACACAGUGCAGGUCAGGAGCAUCGGCCUUCGGGGCGAGAGGCCCCCAGGGCCCCAGGUGCACUUCUGGACUCUCAAGGGUUCUGACCGGCUGCCCUCCAACAGCUCCAGCCCAGGGGACAUCACCGUGGAGGGUCUCGAUGGAGAGCAGCCGCUUCAGACCGGGGAAGUGGUCAUCAUCGUGGUGGUGUUGCUCAUGUGGGCUGCUGUAAUUGGGCUGUUCUGCCGUCAGUAUGACAUCAUCAAGGACAACGACUCCAACAACAACCCCAAAGAGAAAGGGAAAGGGCCGGAGCAGAGUCCUCAGGGAAGGCCAGUAGGGACAAGACAGAAAAAGUCACCAUCCAUCAACACCAUCGAUGUGUGAGCAAACUGUUUGAGUGAAGAAACAGAACCAGAAGAGAGCUGCACUGACAACGUGGGGAUGAGGGUAGGGUCAGGGAGAGCCUAAAGUGGUGAUCUGCCCAGGACUCCCGGGGGGUAAUGCACUUCCAUGAUCUCAGGCUGGUGCCCAUCCUCAUUCCACUGUGAGUAGGCCCAGAAGGUAGGUCCCCUGGACCAGGAGAAUGGACAGCAGAUGGGUCAUCUCUUCCCAUCCCCCAGGUCCAGGGAAGAGUCACUUGUUCAACCCUAUCCCAUUAGGUCCCAAAUGGGGGCCCUGUCUCACCUGCAUCAGGACACUUGGCAUCCCCGGCUACCCCGCCAUCUUGCCUCUGGGCCUCGGAGAGGGGUGUUUCUGUGGGUCCUUAGCCUCCCCCAGCAAAUAAAAGGAAUCAACUGGGCCUAGAGGCAGACGUUACACUGCACUAGUGCAAUGUCUUCCAUGGAGCCUCUGGUGCUCCCCGUCACCUGGUAGUCCCCCAGCUGCUGGUGAUCUCACCCCUUGGACAUUUUUCCAAUAAAGGUUCUUGAACAAACUGGA